GCAGUUCUCAACUCCUCUGAUACGGGCCCUUCCAUUCCGCCAGAUACGUCUCCGGCUCCCCCUUUCAUCCCAUUUAAUCCUCUCAUUCCCGUCUCGGGUCUAUUUCUCUAUCACAUAUAGCAUUUGGGCGCCAUGGUUGCUUCUGCUGUCCGGAUGCGCGCUCCCAGCGCCAUGUUCCUCUCCAAAGGCGCCCUCUCCCUGAAGCGGCCGCAAACUGUUCACAGAUUCAAGGACAUCGCUCAAUCUCAAUUGCCUUCCCUGUCCGCCCUUUCCCGUUUUUAUGCCUCCAAGUCCUUCCCUCCCCACACUGUCAUCAGCAUGCCGGCCUUGUCGCCGACCAUGUCCGCCGGAAACAUUGGAGCUUGGCAGAAAAAGGCCGGUGAUUCCCUGCAGCCCGGUGAUGUUCUGGUAGAGAUCGAGACCGAUAAGGCCCAGAUGGACUUUGAGUUCCAGGAAGAGGGUGUUUUGGCCAAGGUUCUCAAGGAGACUGGCGAGAAGGACGUCGCUGUCGGUUCUCCUAUCGCUGUUUUGGUUGAGGAAGGUGUCGAUGUUGCCGCUUUCGAGGCUUUCAGCCUGGCGGAUGCCGGUGGUGAGAAGGCUGCUCCUGCUGCUGAGGAGAGCAAGCAGGAGUCCAAGGCCGCUGAGGCUGCCCCGGCUUCUGAACCCGCCCCUGCUGCCGUGGAGCCUGAGACUUCCGGCGAGAAACUCCAGCCCAGUCUGGACCGUGAGCCUUCCAUCAGCCCUGCUGCCAAGGCCCUGGCUUUGGAGAAGGGUGUGCCGAUCAAGGCUCUCAAGGGUACCGGCCGUGGUGGCCAGAUCACUAAGGAGGACGUUGAGAAGUACCAGCCCAGUGCUUCUGCCGGCCCUACCUACGAGGAUAUCCCCCUGACCUCCAUGCGCAAGACCAUUGCUAGCCGCCUCCAGCAGUCCGUGCGCGAGAACCCUCACUUCUACGUCUCCACCACUUUGUCUGUGAGCAAGCUCCUCAAGCUUCGCCAGGCUCUGAACGCAUCUUCCGAGGGCAAGUACAAGCUUUCCGUCAACGACUUCCUCGUCAAGGCCUGCGGUGCCGCCCUCAUGAAGGUCCCCACCGUCAACUCCAGCUGGCACGAGGAGAACGGCCAGACCGUCAUCCGUCAGCACAAGACCGUCGACGUCAGUGUUGCCGUCUCUACCCCCAACGGCCUCAUCACCCCUAUCGUCAAGAGCGUUGAGGGCCGUGGUCUGUCCAGCAUCUCCAACCAGAUCAAGGACCUGGGCAAGCGCGCCCGCGACAACAAGCUCAAGCCCGAGGAGUACCAGGGUGGCACUUUCACCAUCAGCAACAUGGGUAUGAACCCUGCUGUUGAGCGCUUCGCUGCCGUCAUCAACCCCCCUCAGGCCGGUAUCUUGGCUGUUGGUACCAUCCGCAAGGUUGCCGUCCCCGUCGAGACUGAGGAGGGCACCUCCGUCGAGUGGGAUGACCAGAUCAUCGUCACUGGUAGCUUCGACCACCGUGUCGUCGAUGGUGUUGUCGGUGCUGAGUGGAUCAAGGAGCUGAAGAAAGUUGUUGAGAACCCCCUCGAGCUUCUUUUGUAAGCUCUUCCCUACACUGUGGAACUUCGACCGGCGCAGUAUACUAGCUAUCUACGAUCGGAGUUUCUUUUGGCCUUGUUGUAAUAUGUAUUAAAAUCAUUGAACGUUUCCUCCUUUCACGACCGUCACGGUCUGUCAAGUACAGCCUAGAUAUUCUCAAUGCAUUUCCUAUGUCCCGUACUUCCAUGAUGUUAAGCCUUGCAGGAUGUUUUGGACCAUGUUAUUGGCCGCACAGGUUGUACCUGAUACUUGAACCAGCCCC
Aspergillus eucalypticola CBS 122712 is the source of this 1837-nucleotide messenger RNA. RefSeq names its product putative pyruvate dehydrogenase complex, dihydrolipoamide acetyltransferase component. Gene Ontology annotation, biological process: pyruvate decarboxylation to acetyl-CoA. The coding region runs from base 133 to 1578 and encodes 481 amino acids. The transcript has 4 exons. Gene Ontology annotation, cellular component: pyruvate dehydrogenase complex. Lineage: Eukaryota; Fungi; Ascomycota; Eurotiomycetes; Eurotiales; Aspergillaceae. Gene Ontology annotation, molecular function: dihydrolipoyllysine-residue acetyltransferase activity. The record is from RefSeq and is a predicted model, not a curated record.